CAAGAGGUUCGAGUUAGCCAAGUCGAUCCUUCCACCACCUUGCUCGAAUUCUUGAGAACCCGCACUCGAUUCACUGGACCCAAGCUCGGUUGCGGCGAGGGUGGAUGUGGGGCUUGUGUUGUUCUUCUUUCUAAAUACGAUCCAGUUAGUGAUCAAGUGAAAGAAUUCAGUGUUAGUUCUUGUCUUACACUGCUUUGCAGUAUAAAUUUCUGCUCGGUUACCACUACUGAAGGACUUGGAAAUACCAAAGAUGGCUACCAUUCAAUUCAUCAGAGGUUCUCAGGGUUUCAUGCAACUCAGUGUGGCUUCUGCACUCCUGGUAUGUGUAUGUCACUCUUCUCUGCCCUUACAAAUGCAGAUAAGACUGAUGGGCCUGAACCUCCCAUCGGGUUCUCGAAGAUCACCAAAUUUGAGGCUCAAAAGUCUAUUUCUGGUAACCUUUGUCGAUGCACUGGUUAUAGACCCAUUGCAGAUGUCUGCAAGAGUUUUGCAGCUGAUGUUGAUUUGGAAGAUUUGGGUCUGAAUACAUUUUGGAAGAAGCCAGAGGAUGCAAAUGUUGACAGAUUACCUCCUCACAACCAAGGCCAAAUUUGCACUUUUCCUGAAUUUCUGAAAUCUGAGAUCACUUCCUCUAUGGGUGCCUUGGAGAGUUGCCAAGAUAGUGGCUUGCCAGAGUGCCAGUGGUAUCGGCCUUCUGGCCUUGAACAACUCUACAAACUUUUGAAUUCCGAUGAAUUCACUGAAAAUCAAGUCAAAUUGGUUAUGGGUAACACAGGAUCUGGCGUUUACAAGGAAAAUGACUUGUAUGAUAAGUACAUUGAUCUCACAGGUAUACCAGAACUCUCAGUCGUCAAAAGGGAUAGCAAAGGGAUUACACUUGGAGCUGCUGUGACAAUUUCCAGGGUUAUUGAAGUGCUGAAAGAAAAGGACAAUACUGUACUCCAUUUUGGUGGAAAAUUAAUCUUUUGUAAAAUUGUUGAUCAUAUGGAUAAGGUCGCUUCUCCCUUCAUCAGAAAUAUGGCUAGCUUGGGUGGAAAUCUGAUUAUGGCACAAAGAAAUCAGUUUGCCUCAGAUAUUGCUACAAUACUUCUUGCUGUUGGAUCAAUUGUUUGUUUUCAGACCUCUUCAGGGAGGUUAAUUAUUUCACUUGAAGAAUUUCUUAAGUUGCCUCCAUGUGAUGACAGAACCAUACUCAUAAGCAUACAUAUUCCUUAUUGGAGUUCGGACAUAGAUUCUUCCUCUGCAACUAGCAAUGCCAUGGUUUCCGUUCCUAAAAGUGAUUCCAGUAUUCUGUUUGAAACAUACCGAGCAGCUCCACGCCCACUUGGGAAUGCUGUUUCUUAUCUGAAUUCUGCUUUCUUGGUUCAUGUUAUUUCUGAUAAGAUCUCUGGGGAUCUUAUUUUACUAAAUCUACACUUGGCUUUUGGGGCUUAUGGUAGCGAACAUGCCAUCAGAGCAAGGAAAGUUGAGGAGUUCUUGACGGGCAAAAUUCUCACAGCCUCAAUUUUACUUGGAGUCAUUCAUUUACUGAAAGAGACCAUCAUACCAAAAGUAGGCACUCGUCAUUCAAGAUACAGAGCAAGUUUGGCCAUUACUUUUCUAUUCAAUUUUUUUCAACCACUUGCUAAAGAAUUGGUUGUGGCUGAGAAGAUUAACCAUGUGGAUGUAUCUAGUGUUGCUACUCAUUAUCCAAAUGACAAAACCAAUGGGUCUGAGGACAUAAUGGAACCAAGGACAUCAAAAUUUGAACAACUUUGCAAUCCUAGCAUCAUCUUGUCUUCAAAGCAGUUAGUUGAGUUUAGCACAGAUUACGAUCCUAUCGGCGCGCCUAUCAAGAAAGUCGGAGCUGAAAUUCAAGCCUCGGGUGAAGCAAUAUAUGUUGAUGAUAUUCCUUCUCCUAAAAAUUGCCUUUAUGGAGCAUUUGUGUACAGCACACGUCCUUUGGCUCAUAUAGAGGGCAUUACAUUCAAAUCUACACAGGCAUCACCUAAAGUCAUUGCUUAUAUCGGUGCUAGUGACAUCCCAACACGUGGGGAAAACAUUGGAUGUAGAUUUGUUUUUGGAGCUGAACCACUAUUUGCUGAUUCUUUGACUGAAUAUGUUGGUCAAUGUCUUGGUGUUGUGGUAGCAGAAACACAGAGAUAUGCCAACAUGGCUGCUAAACAAGCAAACGUGCACUAUUCCAAUGAGGAGUUGGAACCUCCAAUCCUAUCCAUCGAAGAUGCUAUCGCAAGAUCAAGUUUCUUUGAUGUGCCUCCCGCAAUGUAUCCUAAGCAGAUCGGUGAUCUAGCCAAAGGAAUGGAUGAAGCUGAUCACAAGAUUCUCUCAGCUGAGCUUAAACUCGGUUCCCAAUAUUACUUUUACAUGGAAACACAAACAGCUCUUGCCAUUCCAGAUGAAGAUAACUACAUUGUGGUUUAUAGUUCAACUCAAUUUCCCGAGCAUACCCAGGGUGUGAUUGCAAAAUGCCUUGGAGUACCGGAGCAUAAUGUUCGUGUAAUUACAAGAAGAGUUGGAGGAGGUUUUGGUGGGAAAGCACUACGAUCCAUGGUGAUAGCAGCCGCAUGUGCUCUUGCAGCAUUUACAUUGCAUCGUCCAGUUAGGAUGUACCUUGAUCGCAAAACAGAUAUGAUAAUGAUAGGAGGACGACACCCAAUGAAAAUAAACUAUUCUGUGGGUUUCAAGUCUGAUGGGAAGAUUACAGCCUUGCACAUGGAUUUAUUUAUUAAUGCAGGCAUAACGAUCGAUCUUAGUCCACUUAUUCCAUCUGCUGUUAUAACAGCUUUGGAAAAGUACAAUUGGGGUGCUCUUUCUUUCAAUAUCAAGUUAUGCAAAACGAAUCUUACAAGUAAAUCAGCCAUGCGAGCUCCAGGAGAUGUACAGGGAUCUUAUAUUGCUGAAGCUAUUAUUGAACAUGUUGCAGCUUUCCUAUCCAUGGAUACUGAUUAUUAA
Zingiber officinale is the source of this 2952-nucleotide messenger RNA. RefSeq names its product indole-3-acetaldehyde oxidase-like. The annotation marks the transcript as partial. NCBI's taxonomy places the organism in Eukaryota, Viridiplantae, Streptophyta, Magnoliopsida, Zingiberales, Zingiberaceae. The record is from RefSeq and is a predicted model, not a curated record. Gene Ontology annotation, molecular function: 2 iron, 2 sulfur cluster binding; iron ion binding; FAD binding. The transcript has 7 exons.